Messenger RNA from Psylliodes chrysocephalus, 4494 nucleotides. The record is from the annotation of a GenBank genome assembly. Lineage: Eukaryota; Metazoa; Arthropoda; Insecta; Coleoptera; Chrysomelidae.
UCUGGUGAAAAUGACAUAAUCACUUUAUUUUUUUGUUUCCGUCAACAAUUUAUGUCAAAAACAAUAAAUGUCAGCCAACAAUUUAGUAGAAUUAAGAGUUUCCGACAAAAAUUCUUCGAGUUCUAAAGACAGUAAAGAAAGUGACAAUCGUUACACGACAGUAACACAUGAAUGGUUAACGACACCAAAACAAAUUUAUAGAGGUUCACUCUUGUACGAUAAUCUACACGGUAGUGGAAUAUAUUUUAUUAGCAAAGACGAAAAAAUUUUCUACAAUGGUUUCUUUUAUGCCAAUAAACUGGAAGGUUACUGUCAAGUGUUCUAUCACAAAGACGGUACCAACUUUCAAGGAUUAUUCAAAGAUAAUAGAAGAUUUGGACCUGGAGUUUUAACUUAUGCAGAUGAAAGCCAAGAUAUUGGUUUGUGGGAUGGAUUUUCGUUAAUGCGCGUGGGAAAAAAUAAUAAUGGUAUUCCAACACUUUCCGUGAGCAAUGAAGGACAUAUUAAAAUACUAAAAUACAGGAAUUUAGUAGACGUCUGUCCCCAAGAAGUGCCGGAUAUAGCAGAAGAGUUAUUAAAGAAUUUAGGCGCAAGCACGACGGUCUUGCAAAAAUCAAAAGAGUUAUAUAGCAGAGACAUAAAAAAUAAAAACAACCUGUUUUUCAACAAAAAAAUGUACGAUCUAUACUAUCCAGAAAAAGUGCCUACAAUAGACAUAUUAAUAGAAGAACAUUUACCGCAACAAAGCAACAGAAACGAUGACAUAGAACCGGAAUCGGAACUAGAUAUAGAAAACGAAGAUGAGGAGCGAAAAACGAAAAUACUCUCCAAAAAGGUUCAAAUGUUAAACGAUCAUUUGGACGAUGUUGGAAACAAAUUAAAGGAAAUUAAAGAAGGAAUCGUAAUUAUUACUAAAAAUAUCGAAUACUGUAUUAAAUGCUGCGAUAUACCAGAAGAAGUGGAAGAAAUACAAGAUAAAGAAAAUGAAAAAGUGGUGAAAGAAAGUGAAGAACUCGUAAUGGAAAUACAUAGUGUAUGUGCAAUACCCACUAAUCAAACCUCUUCAUAUAGUAUAUUAACUACACUCCCAUCUAGUCAUAUUAUGAACGCGCCCGAGGUAGUCGAUACAGAACAUGCAUCAGACGAAAGUGGAUCGAUAAAAAAAUACAUAGAUCAAGAAUGCGUAUGCCUGGAAGAAAUGGAAAUCGAGGACGUGGCCGAACUGGAAGAUAAAUUAAAAGUCUUAAAGAAAGAAGAAUUUUUCUACGAACAAAUUCACAAACAUUUAAAUUUAGAAAUUGAAAAAAUAUUACGUACCAUGAAGUGUAGGAAAACCAUUCGUACGCAGAAAAUUGUAGUAUCAGAAAUUUUGGCCUGGAAUAAUGAACCGUUAAUUGUUGAUAUGUUGAAACAUAGUUUUCUCCAUAGAAACACCGAACAUAUGGUCAAUUUUCGAGUUCCUGCUAUAUUGUCUGGACAUAGGCAAGGUUUUACUAAACCUGGACAACAAGAAACGAAAUGCUAUGAGUUUUUUAAGGAAUGUAACACAGGAACACCAAUAAAAGUUAUAAAAUACUUUCGUGAACACAAAGUUAACGUCAAUGUUACUGACGCGAAAGGAAAUAGUGGACUGUUCUAUGCUGUCGUUAACAACAAACUGGAAGUAAUUAGAGUGCUGGUUCAAUUUGGAGCAAAUCUAAAUCAAAUAAAUGAUGAUGGUUUAACGCCAUUAAGCUUAACAUUGUUAAAUUAUUUGGCACGGAAGCAUUAUAUAAUAAAUUGGGAAUGCGCUUUCAUUCCAGAUACUGUUGUUUCCAUAGAAGAUCAACAGGAACUGAAAAGUUGGUUUCCAAGUAGAUCGUUCUUAUCUGUCACCGGAACCGGCACUAAAGCUUCAACUUUUUCAGUGGGUAAAAGAACAGUACCAAAAAUAUCAUCUCAAGCCAGUUUGAAAGCAGUAUUCUGUAUUUUUUCCACAAAAUUUCCUAAUUAUCUACCAGAGGAACCAAAAGAAGCCUUAUCUUGCGAAGAGUUGGUUAAAUUACAAAGCGAGCAGGUGAAAUUGUCUUUAGCUUUGAUCGAGAAUUGCAUUAAAACGCUCAUUGAUUUUGGAGCGAAAACGAAUUACGGAGAUUCGCCGUUGCCUACGUUUUUAAUCAGCAUCUAUACAGAAAAUUUUAAUAUUGUAAAGACGUUCCUGGAAAACGGAGCUAAUGCUAAUCUAGUCACUCCCGAUGAACAUUUAAAUGGGCUUCACAUAUUGACUAGCAAUAAAUGUACCGAAGAAAAUAUUUCUAUCAGCACCUUACUGAUCAGAUAUAAAUGCGAUGCUAACACAAGAACUAGUAAUACUCACUGGUCUGAUCAAAAACUGAAAUUAACUGUUAAUGCGCCUUAUAAGGAUGAGAUUGAGGAUAAUGGAAAAAAUGUCUUACACAUGCUCUGUAUGCGAACAGAUUUUCAAUCAGACAACUGCGAAUAUUUUCAAAAAAUGGCGUCGUUGCUUCUAAAUAAGGUAGACGUAGAGGCUACUUAUUUGGGAUUAGACGCUUUGAGACUAGCUAUGUUAUCAGCAAAUUUAAAACUCGUUGAUCAUUUGCUACGCUCAGGUCUUUUUGAUCCUUACACAAACGUACCUCAUGAGGGAAAUGUAUUAACUAUGUUAUUAACGGAUAGAUUUCAGAAUAUUUUACCACAAGAUGUUAAGAAGGAAAUAAUUGAAUUUUUGAUCAAUAAUAAUGUAAACCCGUUAACACCAUUCGAUCAAUACGAUAAUGUUAUGGAUUACAUUACCAGAGAAAUUAAACAAAAUGUCGAUAAAGCCAAAGAUAAAUCGUUGAACGAGUUAGAGGAAUUAUUGAAACAAUUUAUGUAUUAUAAUAUUUUUGAAAAUAUCGGAAUGCAAAUUACUAAUCUGUUGUACGACUUUGCCGAAGACCAAAAACUAGACAACGAAUAUCUAAAGCCUUUACUCAAGUAUGUUACCUCUGCAAAAUGUUUGGAAAAUCUUAAGUUGCUCUUCAAUCAUGGCCGCAUUCAGUCAGAACGAUUCGAUAAAAAUUUGAUACAUGAAGUGAUAGAAUACAUUAUUAAGGAUGUUCCAACUAGACGACUUUCUCGUAUUAAUCAAAACGAUGCACCUUUGGACCAUGGUCAUUAUGAGUCUCUUAUUGAAGAAAUUGAUUUUAGAAAAGCUAUUUCGGCUGAAAAAAAAAUUAACCUUGAACCACCUGGACUGGACGAUCAAAGCAAGUACUUAGUAUGUUUCGAAUGCUUCUCAAAAACCAACAAAAUGUACUCUUGUCCCAAAUGUCGAUUAAUUCACUUCUGUGGAAAAAAGUGUUACUUAAAUAGUCUGAAGAGAAAAACCAACAAACAUCCUUGUCAAGUUAAUAUGUUUGUUGAUGACGACCCUAAUGAUUUUGAAAAUAGAGAAUACGACAUAUUAGAAGAAUGGAGACAAGUAAGAGCUUCUUGUAAAAAAAGAUUAGACAAAUUGCAAAAAGAAGAAGCCUUAAAACUAAAACUGGAGCAAAACGAAAAUAAAUCUUCACGCGAGAAAACAAGGAAAGAAGGAAGGAAAACCAAGAGCGUUUUGAAAACUCCAACUUUGAUAACGUGCAUUCAUAAAAAUAAUAUAGCAAAGGAUGACUUAUUAGUAGUAUCUGAAAAAUUACACAGAUACAGUAAUAUAUCGGAAAAAAGAUAUGCGUCCAGUUGUACCAAAGAGACUGCUGUUUCAAGUAAUGUGAGAAAAAGUCGUACAGGUAGCAAUGAGAUUGCGCCUGAUUUAAAAGUUGAUAAAUCAUCGGAAGAAGCUCUGAAAGACACCAUCACCUCAAAAAAGAUGGAUAAAGGAAUUAAACGGGAUAAUUCUAAUGCAACAGGUAGACGUGACAAGUCAGCAAGCUGUAGAUUUCCAUGUAACAUGGCUGUAUCCGAUAUCCUUUCGAAAUAUCCAGAAACAAUUGUGUCUUCUCAUUUCGAACCGCUACCAAAUUUAAAGGAACCAUAUCUCAUUAGAAAAACCCGGAAAGUACCUGCGAAGCCGCAUUUUUUCAUGGAGAUUUUAUCUAAACUAUUUCCUGAUAUACAUUUAUCAGAACUAUUAUUGCCGUACACCUGCUAUUCAGAUGGGGGACAUUUAUAUUAUGAGUUCAAGAAUACCAAUCUAUUUUGCAGAAAUUACAGCAUUUUAUAAAACAAAACUUAAAAAAAUUCUAUUUGUUGGUAUUAGGUGAUAAAUAAAAUAAAAUAAAGACGCAACACAUUGUAUUAUUUAUUAAAACUUUUCAUAAGAAAUGAUUGCUUGAGUGGGCUUCUCAUGUUUAACUUAAAUAAUGUCAUGUAUCCAGUCUAUGUAUUUACUCAUUCGUAUGUAUACUGUAGGAUCACUAUUAUCGCAUAUUAUUGGUACACGUUGUACCAUGCCUACUAGGACACCAUCUAUGACUAAAGGACUGCCUUCGUCACCAUGACAUGCUCCAACUCCAC